AUGGUGGGCUCAGGAGCAACAGAUAGGAGCAAAGAAGCUGUUGGGAUGAUGGCCCUUCAUGAGGCCCUCAGAAGCGUCUGUCUCAACACAGACUGGACUUACUCUGUCUUCUGGACCAUCCGUCCACGCCCGAGAGUCAGAGGAGGUAAUGGCUGCAAGGUUGGGGAUGACAAUGGCAGCUUGAUGUUGAUGUGGGAAGAUGGGUUUUGUCGAGGAAGAGUUUCAUCAGAUUGUCUUGAAGAUAUUGACGGAGAAGAUCCUGUCAGGAAAGCCUUCAGCAAAAUGUCCAUUCAGCUGUAUAAUUAUGGAGAAGGGUUGAUGGGGAAGGUUGCAUCUGAUAAGUGCCACAAAUGGGUUUUCAAAGAACCUACAGAGUGUGAACCAAACAUCUCCAACUACUGGCAAAGUUCUUUUGAUGCUCUUCCUCCUGAAUGGACUGAUCAGUUUGAGUCAGGCAUUCAGACAAUUGCUGUAAUUCAAGCUGGUCAUGGUCUUCUACAGUUGGGCUCCUGCAAGAUUAUACCGGAAGACCUUCACUUUGUGCUAAGAAUGAGGCAUACCUUUGAGUCUCUAGGCUACCAAUCUGGUUUUUACCUCUCCCAACUAUUUUCCUCUACCAGAAACAACUCUGCCUCAUCAGUGCUUUCUUCAAAGCAGUCCCCAAUUCCGAUCCGGCCUCCUCCUCCUCUCUUCAAUUGGGCUCAAAGGCCUCUUCCAUCUGCAACAGCUAUGCAGCUGCCUUCCCCCAACAGAGACAUGAUGGGAGGAGGAGGAGGAGGAGGAGGAGGAGGAGGAGGAGGAGAGCAUGAAAAUGACAUCAAAUGGCCAAAUGGAUUGUCUUUCUUCAAUGCCCUCACGGGACGUUCCGAUGAUGCAAAGCUUUUGUUCAAUCCGGAGAACUUGGGAAACAAAGGUGGAGACGAAAAUCACCACCACAACCCGAAUCCAAACUCAGAUCAUGCUUCGAAUCACAACGAGUUUUUGAGCUUGGAUUGCCACCCGGAUAGUAGUGCAAGGAAGAACAUGGAGAACAAGUACAAGAGGAGCUUUACUUUGCCUGCAAGAAUGGCUUCAUCAUCUUCAAACUCAGUUGAUCACCAUCAGCACCAAUCUGUGGGGUAUCGAAAUGCCGAAGCUGGUAUGUACUCUGAUGUUAUGGAGACCUUCUUGGAGUGA
Prunus armeniaca (apricot) is the source of this 1176-nucleotide messenger RNA. NCBI's taxonomy places the organism in Eukaryota, Viridiplantae, Streptophyta, Magnoliopsida, Rosales, Rosaceae. The record is from the annotation of a GenBank genome assembly.